GAUAAAUAUGCUCGAGAAGCUUUGGGAUGAUGUCUUGGCUGGCCCUCAGCCCGAUCGCGGCCUUGGAAGGCUAAGGAGAAUCGCCACCAGCAUCACCGAUACAGAGGGAGAAGGGCGGAAGUAUCAGAGAUCGCUGUCGAUGCCGGCGAGUCCAGAGACGCCGAUGUCGCCGGCGUCGCCGCGGGCGUCGGACAAUGUGUGGAGGAGUGUGUUCAACCCAGGUAGCAAUCUGGCCACCAAGUCCAUCGGCUCCGAUGUGUUCGACAAGCCUCAGCCCAACUCCCCCACCGUUUAUGACUGGCUUUAUAGUAAAGGUACCAGGAGCCAGCACCGUUGAAGCUCCGGCGACUGUCGUCGCUACCUUUCCGGCUGAAAUUUAUGUUCUGUUUUAUGAUUUGUAGCAACCCUUUCUGUGUGAGAGAGUGAGUUGCCCCAAACUCUCCUUAUGCAAGUUUUGCCUUUGCCAUGUUAACUCAUUCAUGGUGGCAUUUCCUCAUA
Cucurbita pepo subsp. pepo (vegetable marrow) is the source of this 498-nucleotide messenger RNA. RefSeq names its product dormancy-associated protein 1-like. NCBI's taxonomy places the organism in Eukaryota, Viridiplantae, Streptophyta, Magnoliopsida, Cucurbitales, Cucurbitaceae. The record is from RefSeq and is a predicted model, not a curated record.